AUGUAGAGCUGUGGGGGUGCGUUAUUCCAAAGGUGCUAAUGCGCUGAUGCUCUGUAUGUUGGCACUCAUGGGUAAAGCCGAGGGCUCUGUGGCUGGGGAAGUAUGGCACGGACAUGUCACUGCUCUCUCUGUUGCACCAGAAUUUUGACGUCUGCAUUUGUCUGCUAAACUGAUGGAACUACUGGGAGAAAUGUCAGAAAAGUGA
Pterocles gutturalis (yellow-throated sandgrouse) is the source of this 205-nucleotide messenger RNA. RefSeq names its product N(alpha)-acetyltransferase 20, NatB catalytic subunit (gene NAA20). The annotation marks the transcript as partial. The transcript has a single exon. The record is from RefSeq and is a predicted model, not a curated record. Gene Ontology annotation, molecular function: protein-N-terminal amino-acid acetyltransferase activity. Gene Ontology annotation, cellular component: NatB complex. NCBI's taxonomy places the organism in Eukaryota, Metazoa, Chordata, Aves, Pterocliformes, Pteroclidae. Gene Ontology annotation, biological process: N-terminal peptidyl-methionine acetylation.